AAGUAGUGGCAACAGUUAGUGCUCUUCCAGUGUCCAAUAGUUAGCCAUGUCUGGGAACAAGGAAAAGUGGUCUAGACCAAACUCAGUUCCCUUGCCUACAGUAUGGAGGCAGUGCAGCGGUCUAAGGGAGACGCCGGAUGGCACGGUACCAGAAUUUCGAAUUCAAGAUGUUCCGGAACACAUGCAUGAAGAUAUCGUCAACUUCAUGACAACUCACUUCUGCAGGGACGAAGUAACAUGCGCCUGCGUCAGGAUACUUGAGGACCCUGUGUCAACUGCAGAACUGCAAGACAUAUGGAGGAUGAUGCUGAAGCAAAACGUGUCACUUGUGGCUAUCGUGGGGCAUAACGAAGAAGAGAAUCCGCCAAAAAUCGCAGGUUGCAACAUCAUGGGAGUCUCGUUCAAGGACGAGAACCAUACAAGUGAUAUGUUCAAAGGAUUACGCCUCAGAAACAUAUCAAGAUUCGUUUUGGAUCUCGUAUCAGAGAGAGUCAAUAUGUACGAGCACUAUGGUGUGGAGGAAUACAUGUCAGCCCUGGGUCUCUGUGUCGAUCCAGUGUUUCGGUGUCAAGGACUUGGGCUGGAGUUACUCAAAGCCAGGUUCGACCUGGGUAAAGCCGUGGGUCUGAAAGCCACUACGACUGUCUUCACUGCAGAAGCAUCUCAGAGACUGGCGCACAAAUUGGGAAUGGAAGUAUUAACAGAAAUUUUGUAUGAAGACUGUAAAAUAGAUGGAAAACCAGCAUUUCCGAACAUUAAAGGUAAAUCAAUGAAGGCCAUGGGGAAAAGAAUUGAGUGAUAAUACUUCUGAUAAGAUCCCAAAUAGACCGGAAUAAUUACGUAACACAAUUUAUAUUUCUUUUCACGAAACUUUAAGGUUUGUUGUCAUUUCCAGUGGUUAAUAUUUCUUUUCAUGACACUUUAAGGUUUGUUGUCUUUUUCAAUGGUUGUGUUCAUCUGCCAGUGUUUUCCGUGUUGUUUUCCAUGAUGUAUUGUUAAAGAAAAACCAAGAGUAUAUUGUGUAGCUUCAAGUGUUCAAGAGA
Messenger RNA from Cryptotermes secundus, 1043 nucleotides. RefSeq lists its product as uncharacterized. Gene Ontology annotation, molecular function: N-acetyltransferase activity. Bases 47 to 799 code for a protein of 250 amino acids. The transcript is spliced from 2 exons. NCBI's taxonomy places the organism in Eukaryota, Metazoa, Arthropoda, Insecta, Blattodea, Kalotermitidae. The record is from RefSeq and is a predicted model, not a curated record.